ACUAGUAUGCAUUAAAGGCAUUUAAGUGGUAUGAUACCCUAGGUUUACACCAUCCAAAAUUAACGUGGGUAAACAUGGAGGAGUUAAACAAUCUGGCGACAUUCUUAGGAGUUUCUGGAGGAAAACUCGUCAUAGACGCCAAAGAACAGAUACCAGUUCUGAAGGCAGGGAAUGGUCUUACAGUUAGAGGUCUUGUAUCAGUUGCAAAACAGUUGGUUCGACAGUCUGACUCUUUUGAAUUAAAAGGCACAACUCCAGAGGAAAGAGCUGCCAUUGACCAGUGGCUGGAGUAUAGAGUCACUCAAGUGGACAAGAGUCAUCAGGAUAAAGAUGUGUCAACAGUACUUAAAGACACCAAUACAUAUUUAUCAAACCAUGUAUACUUUGUGGGAUAUCAACCAACAUUAGCAGAUAUAAUUUUAUAUCUUGGAUUGUACAGAAUAUUUGAGGAGUUAACUUUUAUGGAUAAACAGAAGUAUAUCCAUGUGUCUAGGUGGUUCUCAAAUGUGAGUACUUUUUUUUGUCUUGUUUACAUCCAUUUUCCCGCGUCAAGGAUUUCAUAUGAAGUGGAGCGGAUCAGAAACCCUCAACGCAGGAAGAUGAUAUACAGUAGAACAAAGAAUCACCUUCUGAUCAUAGAAUGUUUGCCUAACCACGAUUCUUCAAGGGGCAAUCUGCACUUGAACUGUGAAGAGUUCAUGGUGUAUCUUAAUUAAUGCAUUAACAGAGAGGAAUACAUUAUCACUGUGGGUUGUACAGGUCAUAUGUUCCUAAUUUCAUACACACAUGCCAAACUUUGGUGACCUUGACCUCACAUUUCUCGGCUUGUGCUUGAAUUUUUAAAAUUUUCAUGAAUACUCCGAGGGAUUCCUCCAUUUUAUCAUCUUUACAUUUCCAAUCUCUUUGCGUCUGAUGUCUUUACCAAUUGUUAUGAUAGCCAUUUCCUCAUGAAUGGAUCUUUAUAAACAUAGUAUGUAUGCCUAAUUCAAUGGCUGGGAAUUCUGACAGAAAUGAAAAUAGAUUGUGUAUAUAUAAAAUGAAUUUCAGUUUUGAAAAUACAUGAAGGUAUGAAUUGCAAAGCUUCAUGCUGGCAUACUUUUCAUGAAGCGCUAAAGCCGGCGGCAUGAAGCAUUGCAGUUCAUACCCUCAUGUAUUUUCAAAAAUGAAAUUUAUUUCUUCAUUGUAAGCAUAAGCAUAUCAGCAAGACUCCUGUAAUAACUAUGCCUGAUUUGAUGGUGUGGACCUUAUGUAUGACAUAAGGCCUAAAGUGCUUGAUUUAAAAUUUUAUUCAAGCCAUUUCUUGGAACAUUUUGAAGGUUGUCCUACUCUAGGUGGAUAUUUGAAUGAUGUCAGAAUUGACUUAACCUAGCAUUUGUCAAUAUCUAUGCAUGGUAGAACACUAUAUCAAAUACUGCGAAGGAAUUAUGUACAUGUAACAUCACAAGAACUUCAAACAAUCAGUGUAUUAAUGACUCGCUAUGAGUGUUAUGUAAUGACUCGCUAUGAGUAUUAUGUAAUGACUCGCUAUGAGUGUUACGUAAUGACUCGCUAUGAGUGUUACGUAAUGACUCGCUAUGAGUGUUACGUAAUGACUCGCUAUGAGUGUUACGUAAUGACUCGCUAUGAGUGUUACGUAAUGACUCGCUAUGAGUGUUACGUAAUGACUCGCUAUGAGUGUUACGUAAUGACUCGCUAUGAGUGUUACGUAAUGACUCGCUAUGAGUGUUACGUAAUGACUCCCUAUGAGUGUUAUGUAAUGACUCGCUAUGAGUGUUACGUAAUGACUCGCUAUGAGUGUUACGUAAUGACUCCCUAUGAGUGUUACGUAAUGACUCCCUAUGAGUGUUACGUAAUGACUCGCUAUGAGUGUUAUGUAAUGACUCGCUAUGAGUGUUAUGUAAUGACUCGCUAUGAGUGUUACGUAAUGACUCGCUAUGAGUGUCACAUAAUGACUCGCUAUGAGUGUUAUGUAAUCCAAUAAACAAAAAAAUGAAUUGAAUGUCUUGAGAGAAUUCAUCUGAUUUCAGAUGUUGGAUUUUUAGGUCACAUUAAUGACUCAGAUGGCCUAUUGCUAUUGGUCUUCAUCCAUCAUCGUGUUGCUCGUUAACAAAUGAAUAUUUUGAACUUCUUCUUGAAUACUACUAGGCUAGUUGUCUUCAAAUCUUAUGGAGCUAGAUAGGGAUGAGGUGAACAUACAUGUAAAUGCUAAUUUUUAUAACCAUAGUACCUCUGGGACCCCAGGGGCAGGGCAGAACAUAAAUGCUAAUUUUUGUAAUCAUAGUACCUCUGGGACCCCAGGGGCAGGGCAGAACAUAAAUGCUAAUUUUUGUAAUCAUAGUACCUCUGGUACCCCAGGGGCAGGGCAGAACAUAAAUGCUAAUUUUUGUAAUCAUAGUACCUCUGGGACCCCCAGGGGCAGGGCAGAACACAAAUGCUAAUUUUUGUAAUCAUAGUACCUCUGGGACCCCCAGGGGCAGGGCAGAACAUUAAUGCUAAUUUUUGUAAUCAUAGUACCUCUGGGACCCCAGGGGCAGGGCAGAACAUAAAUGCUAAUUUUUGUAAUCAUAGUACCUCUGGGACCCCAGGGGCAGGGCAGAACACAAAUGCUAAUUUUUGUAAUCAUAGUACCUCUGGGACCCCCAGGGGCAGGGCAGAACACAAAUGCUAAUUUUUGUAAUCAUAGUACCUCUGGGACCCCCAGGGGCAGGGCAGAACAUUAAUGCUAAUUUUUGUAAUCAUAGUACCUCUGGGACCCCAGGGGCAGGGCAGAACAUAAAUGCUAAUUUUUGUAAUCAUAGUACCUCUGGGACCCCAGGGGCAGGGCAGAACAUAAAUGCUAAUUUUUGUAACCAUAGUACCUCUGGGACCCCCAGGGGCAGGGCAGAACAUAAAUGCUAAUUUUUGUAAUCAUAGUACCUCUGGAACCCCCAGGGGCAGGGCAGAAACUGCUAAAAUUAAGUCAAAUUUUCAAAAAUCUUCUCUACUCCUGCACAUCUUUAAGAUAAAUUGAAUGCAUGGUUAAAAAUGAUACACGGCUCUAUAUAAAAAAAAAUUGUCUUUCAUGACCCCCAAGGGCUGGGGGUUCUGUCUCCAGGGUGGGGACAAAAUGGUCAUGAAGUGAAAAUGUACUAAUCUUCUUCUCUACUCCUGCACAUCACUCAAUGCAUGAUAAGGAAGAGCAAGAGACCCUCUACAAAACCUGUGAAAUUUCAUGGCCCCUGGCUUCAGGCCAUAGGGUGGGGAUUAAUUGGUAGUACUGUAUAUUGAAAAUACAUUACAGUUUUGAAAAUUCUUUUCUCUACUCGUGGACAUUUAGCAGGCAAACUAUUUCCAUGAUUACCAUAUUGAAAAUAUUGUAACCAGGCACAUGGUUUUAGCUCUAGGGCAGGGCUAAGUUGGUCAUACAUUGAAAAUACAUAAUUCUCCUUGGAAAUCUAGCAGGCAAACUGUUUGCAUGAAUAAAAUGUGUUUUAACCUAAAUUCAUGGCUACUUGGUCCAGUCUUCCACCCCAGGGGUAGGUUCAGUUGGUCAUUCAUUGAAAAUACUUUGCAUCUUUAAAAAUCUUCUUUACUCGCAUACAUUUAAGAAGCAAAUUAUUUCAUGAUUAUAAUAAAUACUUACCAUUCUACCAAAAUUGUGAAAUUCACCCCACCCACAUGGUUUAAGCUCCAGGGCAGGGCGUAGUUGGUUAUGUAUAAAAAUACAUUUCACAUUUAAUGAAUGUAAAAACUCAAACUCAUGGGCAUCCAACAAGCCAAUUUUUUUUACAUGAUUUGUAAGAAGCAAGUAACCCCCUACAAAAAUUUUAAUUCAUGUCCUUCGUGUUUGGAGGUCAGUUUAGAGUUGCAGUUUGGGAUGGGGCCAAAAUGCCCAUAGCUUGAAAAACUCGAGAUCCCCAGGUGAAAUAAAGGCCCAUGGGCUUCUGGUUUUGGUACUAUGAAGCUGUAACCAUCAUUGGCACAUAUAGACACAUCUGAAGUAAACAUUAAAAUCUUCUUCUUUUGUAGAUGCAGUCCCUCUUUGCAGACAAAUUCUCAAAGAAACACAUUGUCUUUCAAAGAAAUAAAAUAUUUUGUGGCACUAGCCAUUAAAA
Messenger RNA from Ostrea edulis (European flat oyster), 4094 nucleotides. Its product is annotated as eukaryotic translation elongation factor 1 epsilon-1-like. The record is from RefSeq and is a predicted model, not a curated record. The transcript is spliced from 5 exons. Lineage: Eukaryota; Metazoa; Mollusca; Bivalvia; Ostreida; Ostreidae. Gene Ontology annotation, cellular component: nucleus; aminoacyl-tRNA synthetase multienzyme complex; cytoplasm. Gene Ontology annotation, biological process: positive regulation of DNA damage response, signal transduction by p53 class mediator. Bases 75 to 716 code for a protein of 213 amino acids.